CAGAUUAACAAGGUAGGCAAAAUAGCCGGACCUGUUGGACCUCCGGGAUUCAAUGGAAGUCAAGGACCCGCGGGACCCGCGGGACCUCCGGGGCCCAAAGGAGCUGGAAACUUAAGCACCUGUCAGUAUAUAGUAAAGACAGAAGCUGGUGGAGGAGAUCAAAUAGCCCAUGUGGACGAGCCCACUGUAAGUCACUACAAGUGUAAGGUGUAAUACUUGUUUUCUUACUUUGUCAGGCAGCCCCGUUCAAUUGCACCCCUGACUUAAAGAGCCUACAGUAUGUCACGACGAUAUUCCUCGUAUUUUAUACUAAUUCUGUGUUGAAGUCAUCACUUAGUACUUUGACAAAUUUUACCAGGGGGCUCUAACCAUGAUAUUUUAUUGUGAUUUUUGCAGGCGACAGGAAACAGGUUCAAUACCUAAAUAAAAUCUUAAAUAACAAAACUGGUUCAAGCUUGCACAAGGCUAAUGAGAUAAUUUGCAUGUUUCUUGUCCAGUUCGUGGAGGGAAGAUGAUUAUUGUUCUUAUUAAUUUUUAGUUAUUCUUUUUACAUUUAGUGAAAAAGUACAACUCCUUAUUUUUUUCUCCCUUAUAUUUUAAAAGUUGCCUUCACUAGAAAAAGAUGCGACAGCGUCAAACAGCUAAGGAGAAGCACAAAAAACUAACCCUCUAUAUUGUCUUGUUUCUCUUUCCAGGGCCAUAUUAUAAUAGCAGCAACCUGCUCUACAAACUACGCCGAAGAUGUUGAGUUUAGAUCCGCCACUGCGGUCCAUCCAAAACGGCGAUAUGUAUGCGCGUGUAGGGGCGUCAAGAAUAGUAGGCAAAACCCUAAGAACUGCUCCCUUCACUACUGGAUAUGCUUAAAAACGUAAUUACGAACAAAUCCACAGCAGAAACAGUUUGAGGUAAUUUUCAAGCGCAAAAGAAAAGACGCCUUGUCUUUCGAAAAUGACACAUCUGACGCUUUAAACGAUUCCUUUCUACCUCCCCUUUCCUAUCUAAAUUAGUUCCAAGAGUUUCGAUAAACGGCUCUUAUUUUAAUAAUUCCUUAAUAUGUGAAAAGUUCGUCUUUAUAAAGAAAUUCAACAUUGCAUGGUUAAUUCUGAAAUCUCCUUUAAUCUGGACACCUUUUGUUUAGAGGUUGGUAAUUUAUCAAAAAAUUAGACGGUAUAAUAAGUUGCGCGCCUAUCUAACUGUACAAAGGCGGUGUGGAAAAAUCGUUAGAGGAAAUACUGCACCGUUUUAUACUGCGGAACUUGAGCGAAGUCAUAUCAGUCAGGUUCAUCUGUUCCAGGCUAUGUCGUGGUCAGUUACACAUGUUAGGUCAGGUGAGCUAAAAUCAUAACGAAGCACUAAUCUAAGGUUGAAUUUAAAAAAAAAACAUAUUGUUCAUUUGAGAUGUAUUUUAAGAGAUAAUAAAUUAUUUUGUGACUUCCACGUACUGGCUUUUACCUGUAACAUCGCUACGAGGGUUGAGGGCUACGUAGAUCCUCCCAUAUAUUUUUUUUCGAAUACCCGUCCGCAUUAGGUUAUCACUUUCUGGCGAACAAGAGGAUAUACCGAAAAUUUUAAUUUCUUUUUUGUGAGAACAAGUCCCGUUUCUCUCUUUGAACUUUCUUAACUUUGCUCAACUGCGAAGCCAUUCCUGUUUUCCUGAUCGCUUGGUGAUUCUAAAUGAAGAUAGAAUAGUUUCAGACGAUUAG
Molecule: messenger RNA, 1703 nt
Organism: Porites lobata
Lineage: Eukaryota; Metazoa; Cnidaria; Anthozoa; Scleractinia; Poritidae
Source: the annotation of a GenBank genome assembly